CAGUAUGGAUGUCAUAUUGAAAUAUCUUCUCUUCAUAAUAUAUUUAAAGGCAGUGUUCUGUAAUGUGGUGAUAGAGGUGGACGUCUCAGACUUUAUCAGACAGAGUCGGGACUCACUCUGUGUGAGUGGGGAAGGGUGCUGUCUGACAGUACAUGUGUGUGCCACCUUUACCCCAGAGGAGAUGGAUGAGGCAGAUUGCUCUGUGGGGAGGGGGACUGUCUUAACACCAGCUUGUAAAAAAGACAAAGAUGACUCUGAACUUAUGGAGGUGGCUGAGAAGGAAUCGGUCCAGUCUCUAAGGUUUGAGACAGACCAUUUUAGGAAGCCUCUUGAUCUUGUCGUCAGUAUUUCACAAAGGAUGCCAGGUGAGGAAGAGUUGGAAGUUAGCAGGUCAGAGUUGUCUGCUCUUACUUUCCCACGAGGACAGUUGGGUCAUGAUCAGUGGCUGAGAGUCAAAGUGGAACAGACAUUCACAGAUGAGAAACACAAAGAGCUGGAUAAGGAUUAUUUUAUCUUCGUCAGAUGGUUCUGUAGUUACGGCUCAUUUGGUGAGGACUGUGAAGUGAAAUGUAAGGCGGGUCCUUCUGAUCACUACACCUGUGACGAGCAGGGAAGGAGGAUCUGUCAGCCUGGCUGGACAGGUGUUCUCUGUGACGUCUUGAUCUCAGAACAUAAUGAUGUUAGCCGAAAGGUUUGGCAAUCACACAACCACAAUGAACAGGAUGAAGGACUAAAAUACAAAAGGCCUGUACUGGGACUGGAUUCCUGGGAUAACCAGCCUGUCCGACAAUACCCGCCUAGGCCUGUCCACUACCGGGCCUCUGAGGACAACUGGGGAGAGGAUGGAGGGUCACAUGACAGUGAACUUCUGGAGGAGUAUCGAGCAACAAUCCUUGAGAGGCAAAGACGUCAAGCCACAGAUCCUUGCCUGAGUGCGCCGUGUAAAAAUGAGGCAACGUGCAGCUAUGAAGAAGGAGAUAAGAAUGUCACCUGUAUGUGCAAGCCAAAGUACACAGGGGUUUACUGUGAGCUAGGUAUCGAUGACUGCCAGAGUGGUCCAUGUGCAAAUGGAGGCACCUGUAGUGAUCUGAUUGGCUCAUUCAAAUGUCUGUGUCCUUCUGGCUUCACUGGGGAGACUUGUCAGAUUGAUAUUGACGAAUGUGAAAGUCGACCGUGUCAGAAUGGAGCGUCGUGUCGUGAGGGUGCCCCCGGUAAGUUUGUCUGCGACUGCAAGGCGGGAUUCUCUGGUAACCUGUGUCAGAGAGACAUAAACGAGUGUUCACUGCUCAGCCAUGUGAGAAUGGGGCAAGUUGUGAGGAUCUGGCAGGGGGAUUACACCUGUACAUGUCUUCAGGGAUUCACAGGUGUAAAUUGUGAGGUUGACAUUGAUGAGUGCCUGUUCCAACCCAUGUCUUACUCAGGCACCUGCACCCAAGGGCGUCCCGGUUCUUACCAGUGCGAGUGCCCCAAGGGUUUCUUCGGAGAGCAGUGUGGAGGGGAUAUAGAUGAGUGUUUUCCUAACCCAUGUGCUAGAGGGGCGCUGUGUGGAGGGUACCCCCGGUACGUUCAUCUGUCAAUGUCCUGUGGGCUAUGCCGUGCCGCAAUGGAGGCAGCUGCCUGCAGAAACCGACCUGCAGCCUACACCUGCAACUGUGUGCCUGGCUACACUGGCCGCAACUGUGACAUCGACAUAGAUGAGUGUGAGUCCCGUCCAUGUUAUAAUGGGGCCACCUGUGAUGAAGGUGAGCUUGGUACCUUCUUCUGCAGGUGUGCCAAUGGUUUUAACGGUACUCAGUGUCGAACGGAUAUUAACGAGUGUGACUCUUCACCUUGUCGUAACGGUGGUCUCUGUAGUCAGGGACCACCUGGUACGUAAACCUGCCUCUGUCGCGAUGGCUACUCAGGUCCAAACUGUGGCGAAGAUAUUAACGAAGUGGAUCCCAAUCCAUGUAAGAAUGGUGGGAGAUGUAGCCAGCCUCGCCCUGGCGUAUACAGGUGCUCCUGCCCAGCCGGUUCCGAGGGAGCAAGUAUACUGAUGAGUGUGCCUCUGGUCCGUGCUUCAAUGGCGCCGUCUGUUUGGAAGGAGAACCUGGAGAAUUCAGCUGUGUCUGCUUGGAAGGUUUUUACGGGGAAUUCUGUCAGAGUGAGCUUUUUGUGUCACAAGAAAUGUUUUAAUGGAGGAACAUGCAUUGAAGUUGACAGUAGGACCUACCUCUGUGAGUGUUUACCUGGCUUCACAGGGUUUAACUGUCAGACGAAUAUUGAUGACUGUGCCAGCAGGCCAUGUCUUAACCAGGGCAUUUGUAUUGACGAGAUCACCAGGUACAGGUGUGCCUGCAUGAAAGGAACAAGUGGUGUGAACUGUGAACAGAACUUGAACAACUGUGAUCCUAAUCCCUGUCUUGCCAACGGCCGAUGUCUGGACUGGUCCAUAGAUGAUUUCUACUGUGACUGUCCCCCCUCCCCUCACUGGGAAGAUCUGCAGUACCUACAUAUAGCAAGGUUGAUAAUUUACUCCAGCACUCUGGUUUCCUCCAGCACUCUGGUUUCCUCCAGCACUCUGGUUUCCUCCAAUGAGACUUUACCUGGUUUACCGUAUGUGCCAUGCGGAACCAACUACUGCUUCAACGAGGGUGUAUGCUUACAGCGUGAUGAUCUCACAUACUUCUGUGAAUGUCCUAAAGGUUUUAAUGGGUCAAGUUGUCGUGUGAACAUUGAUGACUGUUCCCCAAAUCCCUGUAAGAAUGGGGGGCGCUGUGUAGACUGGAUUGAUGACUUCUAUUGCUACUGCCCUCCUGAUUCUGGGCUUUUUGGCAAAGUUUGUGAUAACACCUCACAAGGCACAACAACCACCUCCCCGAGGGUAGCAGUGGGCCGUGGACCUGCAGGGAUCAACCCUCUGACGCUGGCCCUUAUCCUGGGGCUUAUCUAUGGGCUUGUCUUCUUACUCGCCAUAGCAGGCAUAAUAUGGGUAUGCAUAAAGAGGCCACGCCAAAAAGAUUUCUGUUUUGAGAUUCCUACAUCUCGAUACUAUCAUAUAAUGGAUUUGUUGUGAUAAUAGUAGCAAACUUGGAAUGGAUCUUUGCCAAGAAGUACCUCUGUAACAUUUGUCCUGACGUUAACAUUAUUUGACUUGUGAGUGGAUUAUCAUGGGAUCAAAAUGGAUUAUCUCCCCUCAACAUAGGAUUAUCUCACCUGUUAUCGAGAAACACUAACCAGCGGAUGAGGUAACUGUUGUUGUCGUUCAGGUUAUCCCAGUAGUUCAGCACAAGAAUGGGAAACAGGUGAUUGUUAUUCUGUUUUUUGGUUUGAUUAUUAGCAAACAUACCAGCAAUGGUUAUCUUAAAUCCUCAACCAAUUCUACCAAAGAUAUUAUUGAGCAGGUAUUGGCAUAUUAGACAAAAAAAUUUUCUUAUCUGAACAGUUCAUUUCAUAAUUUCGGAGACGUUCAUACAGGCUCCUACCUGAACAAUACAUUUUAUAGUCAUCAAAAUGCAUCUAAAAUUUUGCAGUACUGGUGGAAUUGGUUUAGGAUCUAGGGUAGUACAAUAUUUUGUCUCUGUUUACAGUUACUUGUGCUGGUUUGCACAUCUCAUCUAUAUGUACCUUCCCCUUGUUACUGAACACCUUAUCUAUGGUGUUAGCAUUUGUUUCCCUUAAGACCUUAAAGGGAUACAGAAUCGAUUCUGAUUGGCUGGUGACAGAGUCGGAUAAGUCUACACUAUACCUUGCCUGAGCUGAAUUUUAGGUAUGAUACAUACAUUUAUUGCACAACCAAGGCUGCAAGAUUUAACUAGAGAAAACCAUCUGCACUGUCAGCCAAUGAGUGUUGAUUCUGUAUCCCGUUAAGCAGACAGUUAGCACUGGUGCAACCUUACGUAUACAUCUAGUGAUGGCUUGUUCUCAUAAAAGCCUUCUUCACAUGGUGAAAAGCUUUCAUACCCAGAUGUAAUCACUGAGCGUAAAAUGCCUUUUAUUGCAAACUUGGUUGAAUUCGGAUCUGGAUCAAUGACCUACGCAUAACACCGAGAGGUAACAGCUGGUUAGUGAAUAUCUGACCUACAUCAUGAAUUCGGUAUCAAGCUCUGGAUAAGAGAGCUAGGUAAACUAGGAACCCGGUUUUGACUUGCGUGUAAAGACGUGUGCAAAGCUGUAAUCCAGCAGACAUGGUUCUGAGUAAAAGAUCAGAAAAAGGCUUGUCAAGUUGGUGAUUUGUUAAUAUCUAAAUUACUUUGGACGUAAAUAGGCGAAGGAAAUAAACCCAGUCAGAUCAUGUAAAGCAUGCAAACAUAUAGUUUUCAUGGUUGCAUGUAACGUGUUGCAUGCCCUAAAACACGAGUCUCCGGCAGCACUUCUAGAAAAUCCGUGUUGAAGAAAUAAUUUCCGCUCUCCAUAAAUCCAUAAAGUUAAUGUUCCAGUUAAUAAUGGGUUAAUGGAGUCUCGGUUGUAAGGAGAAGAAUAGAUGAAGAUCAAUGGGAGAUUUGGCGCGUAUUGUGUUGCAGCAAGUAGACGGCCUGCUUCACUGGAACCAGCUAUCAACUUCCAAGAUUGAUACUGGAACGUCGGCAAACCUUAUCGUUGCUUGAGUCGCCAUCUUAUUGAUUUAGAAGAAACGGAUUUCCCAUUUUCCAGGGUAUUUCCGGUUACCAGCAUGUAUAUAGAAUGCCAGCAUACUGAAGCAGCGCACGUAUAGCUUUGACAAGAGGCUUUUAUGAUUGCCUAUUUUUAUUUUCGAGGAAUCAAAGUCACUAGUUAAUAACAUUUAUGGAUUUUGGGCUUACUGAAUUUUGAAAAAAAAAGACUUACGCUUAAGUGAGUGAGAAUAUAAUGGGAUCUUAUGUUUCACAACGUUGUGUGCCUUUUGUGUUUACCACUAAGCGAGCAUUUGUUCUUUAUUAUAUCAGUGUGUCGUGGAGAUGUGAUGAGUUGCAGGUUCACUCGUAUGUAUAUAUUUCCCCAGUUUUGUAACCUUCUUUUCUUUAAACGGAAAGAGACCAGCGUAUCUAAUACUGCCAGCAUUAUGUUACCAUGGUAACGUUUUUAACGUUGCUUCUGAUAAUUGUAUAUUGCAUGUACUUUGAUCAUAUCAUUUAGCAGGACAUGUGUCAAAGUUUCUCUGAAUUGAAGCAUUCAUGCAAAAUAUUGUAUCUAGUACACUGAUUUUAGUAAUGGUGUUUUCUUUGUUUUUAUCAAAUCUGUCUGUUGGGAAAAACUUUUGCUUUGGUUCAUUAAAUUCCUGCUGGCUUUUUACCGAGUGUCCUUGUG
Liolophura sinensis is the source of this 5265-nucleotide messenger RNA. Its product is annotated as neurogenic locus notch homolog protein 1-like. The record is from RefSeq and is a predicted model, not a curated record. Gene Ontology annotation, molecular function: calcium ion binding. Gene Ontology annotation, cellular component: membrane. NCBI's taxonomy places the organism in Eukaryota, Metazoa, Mollusca, Polyplacophora, Chitonida, Chitonidae. Gene Ontology annotation, biological process: cell communication.